Molecule: messenger RNA, 3219 nt
Organism: Centruroides sculpturatus (bark scorpion)
Lineage: Eukaryota; Metazoa; Arthropoda; Arachnida; Scorpiones; Buthidae
Product: epsin-2-like
Exons: 10
Coding region: 289-1866 (525 amino acids)
Biological process (GO): endocytosis
Cellular component (GO): plasma membrane; endosome; clathrin vesicle coat
Molecular function (GO): phospholipid binding; clathrin binding
Source: RefSeq, a predicted model, not a curated record
AUUUCAUCAUGUACGGUCCUCUUUGUAAUCAGUGAUACAGUCGACGAAUUUCCUGUCUACUUAUUGUUAAUUUCAAUACUUUUGCUAGAGAAAAUAUUAAUUGAAUCGCAUAAGUUUAAUGAUAAUCUAUGGUACUUUGUCUCUGAUGAUUCACUCUAUCCAUUUUUGAAUGAAAUAUUGCAAAUUUUAAUGAAUUUAUUUUGACUGGCUGAAAAGUGCCUAUGGAAUGAAGACAAGUUGAUAUUAUUUUCAAUUCGUCUAUGCAAGUAGAAAAGUAUAAUUGAAACCAUGAUUAAUGUGCAUGGAAUUCGUCGGAAUGUCAAAAAUGUUGUGCGGAACUACACGGAAGCGCAGAUUAAAGUUCGUGAAGCUACUUCAAAUGAUCCUUGGGGUCCAUCCAGUACUCUUAUGAGUGAAAUUGCAGAUUUAACUUAUAAUGUAGUUGCCUUCUCAGAAAUAAUGCAAAUGAUAUGGAAGAGGUUAAAUGAUCAUGGAAAAAAUUGGCGACAUGUUUAUAAAGCAUUAGUUUUAUUGGAAUAUUUGAUUAAAACAGGCUCUGAAAAGGUUACUCAACAGUGCAAAGAAAAUAUAUUUGCAAUUCAAACACUCAAAGACUUUCAGCAUAUAGAAGAUAAUAAGGAUCAAGGAUUAAAUGUUAGAGAAAAAUCUAAACAAUUAGUUUCGUUGCUAAAAGAUGAAGAGCGUUUAAAAAAUGAACGUGCUCGGGCAUUAAAAGCUAAAGAAAGAUUUGCCCAGGCAACUUCACAUGUUGGGAGUGAUUCUGUUGAAAAACUUGGUUCACCUGGAUAUUCUGAUUCUCAUGGUUCUUCACCUGAUGGUGCUUCUCUUCAACGAGGUGCUUUACCAUCAGAACUUGAAUGUGCACGUCCACAGACUGCUGGUGAAGAAGAAUUGCAACUUCAGUUAGCUUUAGCAAUGAGUAAAGAAGAAGCUGAGCAAGAAGAACGAUUACGUCGAAAUGAUGAUCUAAGAUUGCAAAUGGCAAUAACUGAAAGCCAAGAAGAUUUUCGAAGAAAUGCUCAUGAUAAACCUGGCACGCAGCAAUCUGCUAUGGAUGAUCUUCUUGGAAUAAGUAUAAGUGGAAAUAAUGCUGAGGGUAAAGGAGCAGUUGCAACUGAUCCGUGGGGAAUGCCACUGAUGAAACCACCUCAGUCAGCAGAUCCUUGGAAUUCUACUUCUAAUCGAUCUGUGGAACCAAGUAAUGAUCCUUGGGAUGAAACUGCAACAUCAACUACAGUGGAAACACCAGUUCAAAAUCGUGUCCAAAAUGAUCCUUGGGGAGGUGAAACAGUUGGCAAUGAUCCUUGGAAUGUUAAACCAUCAAAUUCAAUUGCUUCUGUUAAUAAUGUAACAACAAAUGGUGAACUAGAUGAUUUUGAUACAUUGUGUAAAAGGACAGCUAUGAAUUCACCAGAUUUGACAAGUCCUCAAGAGAAGACAGAACCAGAUUUAUUUAAUCUCUCGGGCCUUAAAGAAUCUCUCUCAACCAAUUCUCUCCGUCAGUCACCUACAGUAUCUGAAAAACAAUUAAAUAAUGUCUCAUCCAGAAAAACGCCAGAAAGUUUUCUUGGAGCUAAUUCAAGCCUUGUAAAUUUGGAUGCCUUGGUCAGUUCACAAAAUCCUGGACAAGCUCCAAGUGCAAACACUAAUCCAUUUACACCACCAGUUUACAAUCCAUUUCAAGCUACAAAGCCUCCACCACCAACAAUCAACCAGCUUCGUGCACAAAGUCAGUUUCCUGCAUUUUCCUCACAAACUAGUUCUCACGGAAUUAUUUCUAUUGAUGAAAGAGGGACAAUGUAUACAUCACCAAUAUCUCCUCCAGCUAAUAACCCUUUCAUAUGACAAAAUGGCAUUGAGCCUUUAUUCAUUUCAUGCAUUUGGGCUCUCACAUAAACAUGAUUGUAAUAGUGUGCCUAUCUUUCUGCAGAACAAAAUGCUGCAUAUCUUUUCAGAUUGGGAUUAACUGUAUUGAAAAUUGAAAGACCGAUUAUUUACUUUACGUCUACUUGUAUCAGAAUGAAACUUUUCAGCAGAAGAUUAUUAUUAUUAUAGCAUUGUGUUAAAAAAUAAAUAGAAGCUUUUUAUUGUAUAUGUUAUAAAGAAUAUUAGUAUUUUAAGUUUUUAAUCUCGAUUGUUAAUCGAUGAAAUCAGAAAAGUCCUAUUAUGGCUGUAUACUAUUGUUCUUAUAUAUGAUAUUCUGUAAAUGCAUCUGCAGAUAUAUCAAUUUGUUAAUCAGUAAUAUCUUGAUUUAGAUAUACAGUUUUUAUUUUUUGGAUGUUCCUCCUCUUUAUUCAUCUCGUCACUUGUUAAAAAUAAUCAUUUGUAUGAGCGAUACGUUGAAAAUUUGCUCGUUUAAAAAUUAUUUAUCUAUAUAAUUUUUUAGUUAAAUCAUAGAUAUGGGAUGUAUGAUGGAUUGGGUACAUGCAUGUGCAGUAUAAUGAAAGUAAUGUGUAAUUUUUGUAGAAAAAUGUUUUUGGGAUAUAGGAAUUGUUUCAAAAUAUUUUCCUGAUUUAAAAAAGUAUUUUGUGAUGUCUUGCUUUUUAUGUUUAAAACAAACAUUCCUACAUCAGUAGGUGAUACUUUAUCCCUUCCACCUAAACAGUUAGCUUUCUGCUUAAUAUAGGUGCUGAUGCUCAAUUAGCAAGAAUAAUUUUACAUUAUAUGAAAUAUUUAUAUUUGUUUAAGAUAAUGUUGGCUUUUGUAUACAAAAAGAAGAGACUUUUCUCAGUAUUUGCUGAAGAAACUUCCGAACUUAAAGUUAUUUCUUUUAACUUGAAAAAAUCUGAAUCUUUUGUUUAUAUUUAAUGUUUAUAUAAAAACAAAUAAACUAAAGCAGAAUAAAUUAUCAAGGUGGUGCUUUGAAGUAUAAAGUCUCAAAUAUAAAACUGUUGAUUUUAUACAUAAUUUUAAGUUGUGUAAGAUGUGCAGUUGUAAAUCAAAGUUCUAUCACUAUUUCAGUGAUAUCCAAUACAAAAAAAUAUAUAUAAAUAGAGAAAUAAUAAUGUACAGCAAAUGUAAAUUACUUGAAUUUACAAUAAUUCUACAAAUAUUUUAUAAUGACAAUAAAUACUUAUAUGAAUCCAUCAUAUCCUAAAGAAUGACUGAAAAUGUUAUGGGUAUCACUGAACUAAUGCUGAACUCUGAAAUUAAUGAAUGAUAGAUAAAAUAUAUAUUUUUAGUCACUGAAAAAAAAAA